CUUGUUGCAGACACAAUUUGGUUCUUGACACCAGUCCCCACCCCUCCUAUCCAACCGCCGCGUGACCAUUUCUCGCAGCAAUCUCAAGGCCCGGUUCUUAAAGAACAAUCGCUUGAGCCCUUUUCAAUCGGAAUCGGAAUAACGCAUGCAAGAGAUAGAUUUCUCUGUGUAUGUGAAGGAGAGAGAAGAAGAAUAAGAAAUCGGUGUUUAGAUGGGGAAAAAGAGGAAAUCGGUAGCCACAAGCCUAGAUGAGAUUGAUCGAACGAUGUAUUCUGCAUUUUGUAGCGCUGCAAACUCCCUUUCCCAGCUCUAUACGCAAGCGAUGCACCAGCAAAAGCUUACAUUUCAGGCCGGUGAACGUCAUGGACUGGAAAAACUUUAUCAAUGGAUAUUGAGACAUCAGGAGGGAGGAUCUAGAUUGAACACUAUAGACAUACUAGGUUAUCUGCAGGCAGAGCUAGAUUAUCAUGGAGAGGAGCCAUCAAUGUCUCCUAGAGCACCACUGCAUAAUCAGAAUCCACAACCAACAAUGAACAUAGCAAACCCUAGUUCCCUUGUUUCUUCAGGUUCUUCUGGUGAUCAACAACCCAAGAGCUGUGUUUUCUCCAAUGCCUUGUCAAGCCCUGUUCGUAGAAGUCUUCAAAACUAUCACAUUUCUCGUGGAGGUGGUAAUAGCUACAAUAACAUUCCUCCUCAGCCUCUGUCUGUUGUUGCUCCAAAUGGAUUCAGAAACACCGAAUCUAACUUUCUCCAAGAACAAAACAGAGAUCCAAAUCCCUGCAACUCCAACGAUUCAUUCAUGGAUAUGCAUGUAGAAAGUCCGAGUCACGACUCUACUUACUGAAGAUUUGAAAGGGUUAGUUCCAUUGCUUCACUAUCUAAGCCAUUUGCUUAUCAGAAUACCAAAGAGAAAUGCUGGAUUUUGUGUGUUAUAAAGAAGGAAAAGAUACAGAGAGAUAAUGAUACCCAGAACUAUCUUGAAAUCUCUGAUUCUAUUAUUGUGAUAGGUUUUGUAGCACUGCCUGAAUGUUUCCUUUCUUUGGGUCUUUUAUUUUUCUUUCUUUCUCAGUGAUACAUUCUAUUAUGACUUUUCAAUUGGGUUUCAUAUGACUUUCUGAGAUAUAUUAUUUAAAAGCAGUUGUCUGAGAAUGAGAAUAGGAUAUAAAGCUCAUUCGGAUCCUGAUUUAGUUUCUUAACAUAAUCUCAGAUAUGUUUUUAGAU
Messenger RNA from Impatiens glandulifera, 1221 nucleotides. RefSeq lists its product as uncharacterized. The transcript is spliced from 3 exons. The record is from RefSeq and is a predicted model, not a curated record. The coding region runs from base 212 to 844 and encodes 210 amino acids. NCBI's taxonomy places the organism in Eukaryota, Viridiplantae, Streptophyta, Magnoliopsida, Ericales, Balsaminaceae.